This is a messenger RNA of Corticium candelabrum, 1220 nucleotides long. RefSeq lists its product as uncharacterized. Gene Ontology annotation, cellular component: chloroplast envelope. The transcript has a single exon. Bases 9 to 1220 code for a protein of 403 amino acids. The record is from RefSeq and is a predicted model, not a curated record. Lineage: Eukaryota; Metazoa; Porifera; Homoscleromorpha; Homosclerophorida; Plakinidae.
UCAAAGGUAUGGCGAUUGCGUUAUGCAGCAAAGAUUCUCGUUGUUGCAGAUAUCUACAGAGAGCAGGCAAUUUUUUAGCCAAUCACUAUUUGGCCGUUGGUCUAGUGCUAGCUGUCUUGUUUGGUUCGACUCUGUCUGCACCUGGCGCUUUCUUCGCUUCAAUUCAUUUCCAGUAUGUCUGCAUUCCCGCUAUAUUUCUCAUAACCGGACUCAAACUGAAGGCGGAUGAUCUUAGAGACGCCUUGAAAGCGUGGAGGGCGUGGAUUUGGGGAACAGUGAGCAUCAUGUUGGUCACGCCCAUUGCUGGUAUCAAACUGUCAUCAUUACUGCCCGUAAACAGCAACAUUACGGCUAACGGAAGUUUUCUGACUGAAGAGACGGCUAUUGGAUUUCCUGAAUUUAGAAUUGGUUUUCAGGUAUUUUGUGUGGCUCCAUGCACUAUUUCAGCAGGUAUCAUAAUGGUGUCACAAUUGAAUGGAAACUCUGCUCUCGCAGUCCUGCUCACUGUUGUCACAAACACUCUCAGCGUUUUUACCAUGUCUCCUCUUCUUUCUCUUCUAGCAUCGUUCAAUUCUGAUGGAAGUUUGAGUAUUGGAAGCGUCGUUCUUAAAUUGUUAUUGACAGUAUUGGUGCCCAUUAUUGUGGGAAAAGCUUUCAGGUUAGUGCAACGAGUGAGACAGGUUGUCACAAGGUUUGACACGUUGCUUAAGUUUGUCAGCAUGUCUCUACUCAUUCUUAUCCCAUGGAUGAAAAUCAGCAAUGCAAAACAGUCUGGCAGUUUUAGUAGUAUUUCUGUGGUCAACAUUGUUUCGAUUAUCGGAUUUGCUGUUGCAUUGCAUUUCUCAUUUCUUAUUAUCAACACAAUGGCGUCUUUUCUUUUUGUUUUGUCUAAAGAAGCACGGAAGGCUAUCAUUAUUCUUGCUAGCCAGAAGACUCUGGCAAUCGCUUUGUCUGUUUUGUCGUAUUUGCCUGCGUCUGUUGGAGACAAAGGUUUACUGACCAUUCCUGUUAUCAUAUCUCACAUGUCACAGAUUAUUGUUGAUGCAUUCAUUGUAUCACUGUGGCUGCGAUACGAAUCAGACAAACACAAGACGACAGACAAAAUGGAAAUGAGAAUAAUAGAGGAACAAAUGGAAAGUGAAACUUUGGUGGAUGAAGAGGAGACAAGAUUUAUUGCUGAAGAGGAGAUAGAAAAAGUAGUAGACAGUAAAUGGGUAUAA